GUGCCGGAUGUGGCGUUCGGUCGUUUCCCUCCCUCUGGGUUGAGAAGGAGACCGAGCUGUGCGGAGCGAGAGAGAAAAAAAUCCCAUAAACAGGCAGGGAGGGAGGUGCUCGCUUCGCUUCUUGCUGAGUUCCUAGUCUUCCAUCAUGAAUCCGGUUUAUAGCCCCGUUCAACCUGGGACUCCUUAUGGAAAUCCUAAGAACAUGGCUUACACAGGUUAUCCUGCAGGUUACCCUACAACUGCACCAGCCUAUACUGCUAAUAUGUAUGCUAGUGGCAGUCCUGGAUAUCCUCCAGCUUUAUUCAUGAUGAGACAGAGCUGGCCACAGACGUCAACUUCUGGUGCCACUGAGGGUACUUAUGACCUCCCAGUCGAUGCUGGCACUGAGAGCAGAACUUUCCAAGCUUCUUCUGCGUCAUUCAGAUACACUGGAGGAACCCCCUACAAGGUAGCACCUACUCAGAGUAAUGGUGCACCACCACCAUAUUCUCCAUCUCCAAACCCUUACCAGACUGCCAUGUAUCCCAUUAGAAGUGCCUAUCCACAGCAAAAUCUGUAUGCCCAGCAGGGGGCUUAUUAUACACAACCUGUGUAUGCAGCACAACCCCAUGUAAUUCACCAUACCACGGUAGUGCAACCCAACAGCAUUCAACCUGCAAUUUACCCGACUUCUGUCCCUGCGCCACGGACCAAUGGGAUGGCUAUGGGUAUGGUUGCUGGGACUACCAUGGCGAUGACAGCAGGGACUCUGCUGACCACGCCACAACAUACUCAACUAGGACCACAUCCUGUUUCUGUGCCAACGUACAGGACUCAAGGAACACCUGCGUAUAGCUACGUACCUCCACACUGGUAAAUUCGCAAACCAAUUCAUAUCUGGAGUCAGACAUUGUAUGCAACUACUCAAGUCUUAUGUUGGUGCUUGUGCAUCGAAGCCACAUGGCACCAAGUUUGUUUGCAAGGACAAAGUCAAAGGUCACUUUAUGCAUUAAGUGUUUUUUUUUGUAAAAGCUGCUUUUCUCCAAAUUUCUGCCUCAUUUAAGUUCUUUUCCAUCAUAGCUACUCAAAAUUGUUACUGACCAACAUUUGUUAUUACCAGUGAGGCUACGGCCAAAGGGGCCUAUUCAAUGGUGAGAGGACAUCCUUUUAAAAAUUGCAUGUUUCACUAUUUCUGUUAUUCAGAUCCCAGAUAGAGGUCUACAUUGACAUUUAAAAGCAAAAAAUUGAGCCCAAUCUAAAUUUGAUGCAUCAAUCCUAAGCAAGGCAAAACAUUAUUUCAGUCUAAAGGGAAAGCACGAUUGUCUCUUUGAUCUGAUUGGUAUUCUCAAUAUAGCAAAUAGCAGCCAUAAAAGCUGAGAUGUUCAGUUAGAAUAUUAACCUUUCUAGUUGCAUUUAAAAGGUAUUAUCAAUAUUAGUACUCACCACUGAAAUGGCCUUUGAUCUUUUUUUGUUUUUGAUAGAAUUAUUCAGGAAAGCUUUGAGGGGUUAAAGGGAUAUAGAAAUAAUGGCGCACUCAUUUCAUUGCUGCAGCACAGUGAAUUCUUGGGAUGGCUUAAAUAAUGCAGCAUUACUUGUUUGAAAUAGUUGGCCAGAAUCUUUGUUCAAGAUGAAGUAAUUGGCUCACCACCGUUUCUUCCUGCAGCCAAUUCAUUACAGCUAUUAAAUCAGCAUUGUGUUCAUUUGGGGUUCUAAAUACAGCUUGCACUGUAUUGAAAGCGAUAUUACUAUGGCAUUGGCUUUACUUUGCUGCUUGUUAAAGAAAAAUAAUCUGGAUUCAUGAUGCACAAAGGUUGUUCUCCUCAAACCUGUGAAAUUCUACCACCGUUAAGCUCUUUAGUAUCCUGGGUUUAUGCUGUCUCCCUCAUUAAAUUGAACUAGUUGUCAGUUUGUUAGAAGUUAUUACUGACAUUUUUGCAAUUAUUUGGAAGUUUAAAAUGUCAUUUAAAUAUUAUACAAUUUCAAGCAAAGCAAUUACACUUUCAGGUAUUUCUUAAUGAAAAGACCUGAAUAGAAGAACACUGCAGUUUUAAAACUCUUGAUGGUCUUAGUUGAUAGGAAUUUGUGGAAAAUACCAUCCACACAGAAUGGGUGCAGUGUUAAUUUAUGAAAAUAUUAAUUCAUAGCCUGGCAAAUAAAUCCUUUCCAUCUUGUUUUGGGAAUGAAUGUAAAUGACUGGAAAGCACUGACAAAGGUAUGAGGGUGAAGUAUUUUGAAUUUUAGGGAGUACAUAUUUUCCUUCAACUUAGAAAUGACCACAUAUCAAAAUUCUGUCAAAACACAUAAGAUAGGUUAUGUUGCACAAUACAUAUAUAAAAAAUAAUCUAUGCUAAUAAACAGGUGCAAGACUUUAUACAUGAAUAUAUAUAUAUAGAUAUGUAUGUAACACGCCCGUAUUGUGUUUGUGGUUGGCUUUAUAGACUGAUUCUUGAAGAGAAAACUAUACAACACCUAGGUUUUAAAUAGAAUUGUAAUCAAAUAUAUUAAACUUCGCAGUCUGCUCUGGCAGAUUUUUUUUACAUUCAGAUCACAUAAUUAAAAGAGGUUAAUUGGAUAAUUUCCUAAAAUGCAUGUGGUGUUUUCUAUGCACUCACUGCAAUCCUAACCAAAUAAAGCUAUGGUUGUAAGGAGCAGCGCUUUGCUUUAAAGUAGCCUGUUUAAUAAUGGUAGGAAAGAGGGUAUAUUCUGCAUUAUCAAAGGAGGCAUUCUGAUGCUGAAGUAUUAAGGCGGUCUAAGUUUAAAAUGCUCAGAUUUGUAAGUAGUCAGAAAUGAUUGUUGCAGAAGAUUAAUUUUAAAUCAUACUUCAGCAAAUUUAAUAUUUGUUUAAGGUAUAGACAAAUCUGAUCCAUUUUGUAUUUAAUUGUGACAUUCUUGAGCAACAUUCCAUUAAGAAAAAAUGAGUUGGCUUAGCAUAUUAAAAGAAAAACAUCAGAGAGUUUUAAUCCUUUUUUUUUGCUAGAACAGCCAUUAUUUGGUCUACUGUUAAAAUUUGCCUGAAUUUCAGUGAUGGAUCUCUUAAAACUGUUGUACCGUUGAUUUCACCAACUAGUUAAUUUGACAAUGGAAAAAUAGAAUUUUUGACUAAUUUUCCUAAAUCAUUCCACAUCAGAGAAUGAGGCUUGGCUACAGUGUUCAGUAUCCACCAGCGUUACUGCAUUACAAACCCUGCAGUGAUUAGAUGGUAUUCUUCCCUGCCUUGAAGGAUUGAAGAACAAAUUAGUGAUGAGGGCUCUCACAUCCUGGCAAAAUAGGGAGGGAGAAAUCUUUGGUUUUUCAUUCAAGUUAUAUCACAAGUGAUUGAGAAACUGCUCAAUCCAGUGAAGACAUCAGAAGCAUCAGGCGUGCAGAUGUCUUAAGCUGAAAUUAAUUUGAGCGUUGCAAGUUUGAUACCAUCUGCCUUUAAAUUGAAACUCAAAACUAUAAAAUAGGCACUUAGUAAAAAAUGGUUUCUAAAUUACUAGGUACUAAUUGAAAGCAAGAUGCAAGUGAGCAAUUUUGAACAGAACCAGCCACUAUUGAUGCAAAUGAUUAUCUUGUGAUUAUGUUUUCAGUGAGAUUUUUUUUACAUUUCACUGAGAAAUCAUGAGUGCAUCGGUGCAAACUAAUUACUGCUCUUAAAAUCAGCAGUUUAGCUUUUUACAAGUUAAUGAUGGGGAGGGGGGACAAGCACAAUAUGCAAAGAAAUGUAGUUUUACUGUAAUUGUCUUGAGGUAAAAUUUCCCACUAAUUUGUAUGAAUGGAACUGGCAAAUGGGAAUUAUUCAAUGUAAUGUUAGCUAGUUAUGCCCUAUUGACUUAAUUGGUUUUAGGCAUCUUCAAAAAAUGUUUGUGCCUGAGGUCAAAGUAAAAUUUCCCAGCUCAUUGCAAAGGACCGAAUUCUGACUUCUCUUUGUAUUGCUAAUAUUUUGUAAAUGAGGGUGUAUUAAUAAGUGGGGGCUAAUAUUUCAGUCAUUAUUGAGAAGAUUAGGUUCAGAUUUUUGUAUUAAAUUUGCUUCACUUAAUGUCAAUUAAUAUACACAGGUAGGCUUGCAAGACAGUCUAAAUCCAUUUAUCCCUGAUGGAACUUUAUCCUCCAGCCAUUUAAUUAGUCCAUGUGAUUUUUUUUAAUCCCAUUGUUUCAAUAUUGUAAUGUAUAAUUAGGUUUGUCACAAUCUUUUUUUUAAACUGGGGUUUCUUCAUAUGAAAAGUACAAUUUUCUAAGCAGAAUUAUGUAAACUGUCUUAAAUUUGGUUCCAGUUUAUGGUGAAUUGAUGAUAUUACUCCUCCACAAAUAAGCUGCUUAAGUAGGGAGAGUUGCUCUGAAGCCUGGACAAACUAACCUGAGAGCACUUUACUCUAUCAAAAUUGAUAACCCUUGCCCCCCAGACUUGAGAAUGCUUAAAGCCAAAGUGCAGAUUUUGAAUAAAAUAAAUUCAUUAGAUUCCUUAAAUCCUUUUAAAUCUUACCCUGUUGCUAUAGUUUCAAGAGAAUAUAGCUGAUUGGUCUUGGAUAAUUUAACCGCUGCUCACUAGGCUAUUUUACUAAAUAGUUCACCAUUUGUCAGAUCAGUAUUGUGUCACCAGUUAAGAUAUUUUUGUAUCACUGCCCACAGUUAAGUGAUCACUUGGCUACAGACUAUAAGAUGUGCUUUGCUAAUUCCUAUUUUGAUAAAAUCUGCACUCAAUUACUAUUUCUGGUGACUUCAAUGCAGGUAAAUGCAUCUUUAUCAAGCAUAUAAAAUGUUUAUUUACUGAACUUGAACAUGGGGGAUGCAAUUCUUAAAUAAAAAUUAUUGGUGUACAUAGAGCAACAGCAGGCAUUGUGGUGGUCUUGUUAAUAAAACUUAAUGGCCAACAGGGUAAUGUUUUUCAACUAUUAAAGUGCUUGCAGUACU
This is a messenger RNA of Hypanus sabinus (Atlantic stingray), 4869 nucleotides long. RefSeq names its product family with sequence similarity 168 member A (gene fam168a). Bases 146 to 856 code for a protein of 236 amino acids. The transcript has 8 exons. Gene Ontology annotation, biological process: positive regulation of base-excision repair. The record is from RefSeq and is a predicted model, not a curated record. NCBI's taxonomy places the organism in Eukaryota, Metazoa, Chordata, Chondrichthyes, Myliobatiformes, Dasyatidae.